Acinonyx jubatus (cheetah) is the source of this 11554-nucleotide messenger RNA. It is a transcript of the gene ANO10, whose product is annotated as anoctamin 10. The transcript has 12 exons. Gene Ontology annotation, cellular component: plasma membrane. Gene Ontology annotation, biological process: chloride transmembrane transport. The coding region runs from base 154 to 2076 and encodes 640 amino acids. Gene Ontology annotation, molecular function: chloride channel activity. The record is from RefSeq and is a predicted model, not a curated record. NCBI's taxonomy places the organism in Eukaryota, Metazoa, Chordata, Mammalia, Carnivora, Felidae.
AGGCCCGCCACACCCAGCGCCCGGCGCGCCCUCCCUGCAGGCCUCGGCCCGCCCCCCGCCUCGAGCGUCCGCGGCUCUGCCUCCCGGUGGCGCCGGCCGUCGGGCCCGCCUCCGAAGACGUGGAGCGCCGCUGCGGCCGCACAUUUGUAAAAGAUGAAAGUGACCUCAUCAGCUUUGGAUACUUGUGAGAGUUCCUUCACACCUUUGGUGGUCCUAGAACUUGCUCAGGAUGUCAAAGAAGAAACCAAAGAAUGGCUGAAAAACAGAAUUAUCUCUAAAAAGGAAGAUGGAGGUGCCCAGCUGCUGUUUAGACCAUUGUUAAAUAAAUAUGAGAAAGAAACACUAGAAAAUCAGAACUUAUAUCUUGUCGGUGCCUCCAAGAUUACAUUGUUACUGGGUGCGGAAGCAAUGGGUCUGGUAAAAGAGUGUAAUGAUAACACUAUGAGAGCCUUCACAUAUGGAACCCGAUAUAACUUCAAAGAUUUUGAUGAUGACAAUGAUGACUUCCUGACGAUGGCAGAAUGUCAAUUCAUUAUCAAACAUGAACUCGAAAAUCUUAGAGCCAGAGAUGAAAAGAUGAUCCCUGGCUACCCCCAGGCAAAGCUGUAUCCAGGAAAGUCAUUAUUGAGAAGAUUGCUCACCUCUGGCAUCGUGAUUCAGGUGUUCCCGCUGCAUGAUAAUGAAGCCUUGAAGAAACUGGAGGACACCUGGUACACUCGCUUUACUCUCAAGUAUCAGCCCAUAGACCAUAUUCGUGGCUACUUCGGGGAAACAAUUGCUCUUUACUUUGGAUUUUUGGAAUAUUUCACUGUUGCCUUAAUCCCCAUGGCGGUCAUUGGGUUACCUUACUACUUAUUUGUGUGGGAAGACUAUGACAAGUACGUGAUCUUCGCCUCCUUCAACCUCAUCUGGUCCACAGUGAUCCUGGAAGUGUGGAAGCGUGGCUGUGCCAAUAUGACCUACAGGUGGGGGACACUUGUCAUGAAGAGACAGUUUGAGGAGCCCCGGCCAGGAUUCCAUGGGGUCCUGGGUAUCAAUCCCGUCACUGGCAGGAAGGAACCUCUGUACCCCAGCUACAAGAGGCAGUUGCGCAUUUACCUGGUCUCUCUGCCGUUUGUGUGCCUCUGCCUCUACUUCUCUCUGUAUGUCAUGAUGAUUUACUUUGACAUGGAGGCCUGGGCCUUGAGUCUGCACGAGAAUAGUGGAUCCGAGUGGACCAGUGUCCUGUUGUAUGUGCCCAGCAUCAUCUAUGCCAUUGUGAUUGAGAUCAUGAACCGCCUCUAUCGAUACGCUGCUGAGUUCCUAACUUCGUGGGAGAAUCACAGAUUGGAAUCUGCCUACCAGAAUCAUCUAAUUCUGAAAGUUUUAGUGUUCAACUUUCUGAAUUGCUUUGCCUCCCUCUUCUACAUCGCCUUUGUCUUGAGGGAUAUGAAGCUGUUGCGUCAGAGUCUGGCCACUCUCCUGAUUACCUCCCAGAUCCUUAACCAAAUUAUGGAGUCUCUUCUUCCUUACUGGCUCCAAAGGAAGCACCACGUGCAGGUGAAGAGGAAGGUGCAGGCUUUGAAAGCGGACAUCGAUGCUACAUUGUACGAACAGGUUGUCCUGGAGAAAGAAAUGGGAACCUAUCUGGGUACCUUUGAUGAUUACUUGGAGUUAUUUCUUCAGUUCGGUUAUGUGAGCCUUUUCUCCUGCGUCUACCCAUUAGCAGCUGCCUUUGCUGUGUUAAAUAACUUCACUGAAGUUAAUUCGGAUGCCUUAAAAAUGUGCAGGGUCUUGAAACGUCCAUUCUCAGAACCUUCAGCCAAUAUUGGUGUCUGGCAGUUGGCUUUUGAAACAAUGAGUGUUAUAUCUGUGGUCACUAACUGUGCUCUAAUUGGAAUGUCACCACAAGUGAAUGCCCUCUUUCCAGAGUCAAAAUUGGACCUCGUUUUGAUUGUGGUAGCCGUGGAGAUCGCCAGCACUUUAUUGCACAUUAUUGUAACAAGACUCAGAACUUCAGUGCAAAUGGCAGCCAUCCUUGGGUCUGCUACACGGUACAAAAAUCCUUCUUUCUCAGCUGUGAACUGGCCUCAAUAGAGUGCAGCUCUUAAUAGGAUGCAUUACUGGGCAGUGAUGAGACCUUCGUUUACAUGGCAGCAUUGAAAAAUUCAGACAGAUCUUAACUGUGGGGGCAGCUGCAGCAGCCGGGAUUGGCCUAAAGGCUGUGAGAAACUAGUCCUUUUUAAUUUUGUCAGAGAUGAUUUUGUAGCCACCUGAGAAAAUGAACUUUUGAAAUGUUGUGGUCGUAGCUCAUUUCCCUUGGCCUAAUGUGCGGUCCUUACCUGCCCCCCCCCCCCCCGGUCACGUGGCCUAGCUCUGUCUGUCCCCAUCUUGCUUACAUUGACCUUGAAGGGGCAGAGAAACUUGCUUUGUGACUUGGGAGCCGGCACAUUUGAUCUCGGGGCCUACCCCUCUCCUCAUCCACUGGGAUGAAAUUUGUGGUGGACUAUUUGUAAGAUGUGGAUUUCCCCAGAGGAAAAGGAUUGGACAGUACGAAAAGUAGACGUAAAUGAUCAAAGUAGAAGCUUCCUCUAAGUAGCUGAGGGUAUUUAAAGGUGUUUAAACCACUAGAGGGAGCCCACAUUGUUCUGAUUUCUAAAAACUAUAGUGUUUAACAGCUUGAUUUUAUUGGCUGUGGAAAAGGAUACCUUCUACCAAUGAUUUAUGGAUGCAUAGUUUCAGUGAUCUCCAUCAGUUCACUCUUAAGUUGGAAAUGGGAAAUGGCCGGGUCCAGACACUGUCUACACUGGUGAUCCUGUGCUCAGUAUCACAGAACAUGGUGUGGGCGAAGUGAUUUGGGCAAGGACCUUGCUAUGGCUCCAGGGUCCCGGGCUUUCCCCUUCCCCUUCCCCAUAACAGUCCCUGCCAUCUUCCACCCUCCUCCUGCCAACACCCUGGCAGAUUUAGUCCUAUUCAGCAGAAUGUCAGCGAUAUGUAGCUGUGGGCUGGGCCCUGGGCCCUGGUGAGUAACAUAGCCAUCCUCAUUAGCCCAGGACUCUGAGGCUCAGGUGCGCCCAGGUAGCGGGUGGUGGCCUCUUUCCACCUUUCCUCCCUUUGCCUCCCCCUGGAGGGCUCUGUCCCAGUGAUUUUGCUGACCCCUUCACCCCUCAGAUUCUCUAGGUUUUCUGUCUUGGUGUUAAUGGAGUUCUAUUAGUGUUUCUUAUCUGCGGCGGGCCUCAUGCAUAGAAAGGAUUACUCAAAAUUACUUGUGUUUUAGUACUCAAGUUAUUGAAAUUUUGAAUGUAAAAGACAAUGUUUCUUAUGCUCAAUUUAUAAAGCUUGUGUUUUAUUUGUAAAUCUAGUAAAUUUUGAAUCACAGUCACCUUCAUUAAUAUUCUGAUUAACAUUCAAUAAACUUAUACAUAAGCGCAUUAGGGUUCGUUAAACGAUCAACCUCCACACAGAAUUAGUUAAUUAAGUUAAACUUUACUUGCAGACUUUGUCUGACCCGAGCAUGCCAAAGAGCUUGGCAAAGCAUCCUUGGACUCUAACAAGCUGACUCUUCUGAGCAAAGAGCAAUGCAGAUCGAAUACAUCUAACUCGUUAAAGUAGGUUAGACUCUGUUAAGCACGUCAAGCACGUUAGAAGAAAGCACAAGAUAGCUCAGUGAUGUUUGGAAUAUGUGGCUGUGACCUUCUGGUAGGACAUAGCCAAAGUUGUUUACAUUCACUGCUUCACCCCAGGGCUCCUUAUCCCCCCAGAGGGAACAGAAUUACUGUCACAGACCCACACAGAGCCGAGGUUAGGAACUUGACGAGGCUGGGCCGAGGCCCAGGACUCGGACUGCUUCCGGUAUUUCUGCCAGAGCCAGUUUAUUGAACCCAUUUGCUAGGAAUGGCUUUUAUAGUAGUAAGACUUUGUUCACCCAUUUAAAACAUUUUGGAAUUUAUAACACUUGACCCCUUCUACUCCGGAUGUGACUCAUUUUGUUACUGAGAAAUUCGGGUUAAUUCAGUUCCUCACACACCACCCUCCCCAGUCCUGCUACAAACCUUUUACAGGGUUUUUUGGUUCCCCUUUUAUGGUUUCUUUGACCACCGUUCUAGAUCGACCUAUAGGAAGUCAAAUAGACUGGAAGCUUAUCCAGCCUUUCUAAACCUUCAUAGGUUACCCCAUCCCAAUCCAGAAUGCAUACACGGAGAAAGCUAAAAUACUUGUGAUAAUUUCUGGAAUGGGUGUGUUUGUGUUUGUAUGUGUGUGCAUGUGCACACCUGUGCACACACACAUCUUAGCUAAUGCAUCUUUUCAGGUCUGAAAGGUAAAUCCUGGCCUCAGGUUGAUUACGUUCAAGGGUGGUUUUAGUAUCAGUAUCUGUAGAGUUAGAGUUUGGGAUAAAAGCUGAAUGUAUCGCAGCCCACAUCUCGUCGAUCCUAAGGGCAUGUUUUCUCACUGUCACACCUCUGAAAGUGACUGCAUGCAACGGUGGCUGCCAUCGGCCAGCACGUGGCAAAUUGAACGUCUCUCCUGGUAGCACGAUUGGCAACCACAGCCCCUCCGGCUUUCAGCACAGCAGCUGUCGAGCCCCCUUUGAAAACUGGAAAAUGAGCCCGGGGUGGUGCAGAAAACCUGUCUUUGGCUCCUGCCAAUGAGCUCAGGCAGAGAGUAUCAGUGAAGCUUCGAGUGUAGGCCAGCUGCUCGGAAGGGCUGCUGGGUACGCGGGGGAGCGCCCCUCCAGCCCCUGCCACACCCUGACACUGCUGGGCUGCACGAGGUGGCUCUGCCCCGGAGCCCGGAGCCCUGUGCGCCCUCGACUCCGAGAGGAGAGCGAUUCCCAAGGGUCGGGCUCUGGAUGUGGGCGGAGAAAUGAGGAGCAGGCCAACGGCUGUCCCGUGCUUUGUGUUCUUACGUGCCCCAGGAGAGUGAUGGUUUUAAAAGUCUUCCGAAAGGAGUUUUAAGAGCCCCUUCAAAAGGGACUUCUAGGUGGUGAGAACACACUGUGGAAGGUUUGGGGUGAAGUGAGGUGGUCACGGGAAGUGGGGUUUGCCUCCUGUUCUCAUCUCUUCCUCCCCAGCACCCAAUUUUUUUUGCACUGCUGCCGACUCCAGCCUCCGUGCUUUGCAAGUUCCCCCUUCCUCUGGUCAGUGGCUCUCCUGGCUGCCUCCUGGAAUCCUACCUCCUCCGCCGCCAUCAGGCCCUCCUUGGUAGAUGCCUCCCCAUCUAGAGCGUUUCUUUAUAGCCAGGCUCCUUGUUUGGAGGCAUAUAAUCGAGCCACGCUUGAGUACAUGUUACUAUGGAAAUGUUUUGUGUUUGCUUCAUGCCCGGAUUCCGCAUCGUAACGGACCAUAAGCUCGUUGUGACAGGGUCUGCGUCUCCUGUGUUCCUUCAUUUUACCCAGAGUGGCAGCAUCGCAGUGGCUCACUUGACAAAUACUUGCUGACUUUAGCUGGGCCCCAAAUUUUAAUAGAAGUCAGAACUCUGAAAACAUUUAAUGAGAAAACCAGGGCAAGUGCUUCCCCUCCCCCGUCCCCAGUGGUUUCUCUCCGGGAGCUCCGGGACUCUGGUGACGGAGGCUGUGGGCCAGCCCCUGAUUGUGCCUGGGCUGUGAUUUUUCCCUCCUUCCUCUGUGUUCCCCACCCCCUUCCGUUACUCUGGUCCGGGAACUUACUCCAGUGCCCCAAGCGCCGCAGCCUGAGGACCCUUGCCCUGCAACCCGCCUGCUGGUGAGGGGACAUGUAGAUCUGCCCAGGAGCUUCCCAGAAAGUGGGAGGGACAAACAGCAGCCCCAUCGGCCGGCAGGGCCUUGGCCUGCUGCACACACACCCCUCGCAGCACAGAACGGGAGUCGGUACCUGAUGCUCAGGGAGAGAGACGUGAGCAGGGCGAGUGUAUGUUGCUACAGUUCUUUGAAAGUAACUACCAGGUUGUCAGUGACCUGACUCACAGCCGAGAACUUCUUCUGGUGGGGACAACACGUGAGUCAUUCCACAUGAGAAGUACAGAGAUUAUGCAGCAAAAUUAGAAAUUAAGCAUCAACAUGAAGAUCUGUACCACGAAUGUCACGUUAGGGUUCUCGGAUUUCCUGUUUAGCUCAAUUUGUGUCGCUUGUUUCCUUCUUUCUUUGAAUAUAUCAUAAAAGCGGUAUGAGAAAUAUUAUAUUUGGGGUGAAUUCUACGGUUCUGCCAAUGAAUUUGCCGCAGGGGGUCACUGCCCAAAUAAACAACAGGCUCACGAGGGUCCCUGGGAGGGCAGAGGGCUUGUGGCAGGUGGCAGGGUCACAGGGAGCCUGAGAAGUGGCCUCUCCCCUAGCCCUGGGCCUCCCCCUGCUGCGGGAACCGGAGCCCGGAGCCCGGAGCCCGGAGGAGAGGCCCUUCUCCUCUUCCGGGACUGGUUGCAACAGCGACACGAGUGAGUCUCGUUUUGAGUGCUUGGUGUCCUACCUACAUUUAUAUUUACAUUAAGCAUUUAAUUCAUUUGGAAAGGAUUUUUGUUUUUGAGGCAAGAGUCCAACUUCGUAUUUCCCACAGGGGUAUCCGUUUAUAUUCAUACCACUUACUAAAUAAGCCAUCCCUGCUAGCAACCUGAAAUCUUUAUCGUACGUUUCAAGAUUUUCUGUGUCACUGACCUUGCGGUCUCUUUUUGAGCCAAUCCAUAUCGUCUUAGAGCCGUUAAAACAAGUUUUAGUAUUUGGUAUGGCAAGUUUUUCCCUAAAGUUUUCCCUCCUCCGUUUUUCCCCCUAAAGAUUUGUUGGCAGUUCUCAUACAUUUAUUUUUCCAUGUGAACUUUAAAAUGAUUUAGUUCAGUUUUAACAAAAUCCAUUGGGUUCUGAAUGAAAUUGUCUUAAACCUGUAUAUGAAGUUUGGGAGGAUUAACACUUUGUGAUAAGUUUGCUCAUCUAAGGACACUGUAUUUCGGGUCUCUGUGUAUCACCAUCUUAUUACAUAUCCUUCAAUACAAAUUCAUGGAUUUCCCCAUAUAAGCUCUGUACCUCUCUUGUUUUCCUUUGGUAAUCCAUUGCUUUUAUUGCUUUCAUGAGUAGUAUUUUUCUAAUCAAUUUCCAUUUCUAACUAGUAUAAAGAAAAACUUUUUAAAAAAUACUUGUCUCCAAGAACUACUCAGCUCUCUCAUUAGUUAUAACUGUUGUUUCUUGGGUUUCUACUCAUAGCUGUAAUGCAAAUCAUGUUUUCUCUUCUCUGCCAAUACUUACACCAUUUAUUUUGUGUCUUCUGCCAUUGCAUUAGCUAGGGCCAAAACAAUGUUGACUAGUAGACGUCCUUUAGUUUUGAUGUAAAUGGUGAUGACCUUACUGUUGCACCAUUUAAUAGGUUGUUGGCUGUAAAUUUGUAGUAAACGGCUUUGGAUCUUAUUCUAUUUUAGGUAGUUUGCUUUGCUCGCUUGUUUUAAUUAGGAAUGGCUAUUGAAUUUUAUCAAGUGUUUUUUUAGCCUCUAUGCCUUAUUGGCAGGGUUUUUAUUUGUUCACUUUUUAAAAAUGUAAAUGUAAUAAAUUAUGCUGCUAGUUUCCUAAUGGUGAACCGUCUCAGCAGUCCUGAAAUAAACCAUGCUUGGUCAUGUUGUUUUAUUCUGUUAAUUCACUGCUGGAUUCUACUUGCCGGUGCUAUAUUUAGAAUUUUCGCAUCUAUAUUUAUAAGUGAAAUUGUCUGUAGUUUUCUUUGUCAGGUUUUGGUAUUCAGUAUAUCCUAGAUUCUUAGAAUGAACCGGGGGAACUUUCCAUCCUUUUCCAUGGUCUAGAUCAGUUUUAUUACAUAGCAAGUAUCUGUUCUCUGAUGCUGUCUGCUGCCCAGUGUUGUUGUUGUUUUAAUUUUUUAUGCGUAUUUAUUUUUGAGACAGAGAGAAACAGAACAGGAGUGGGAGAGGGGCAGAGAGUGAGGGAGACAGAAUCCCAAGCAGGCUCCAGGCUCCAAGCUGUCAGCACAGAGCCCGACGCGGGCUUGAACCCACGGACCAUGUGAUCAUGACCUGAGCCGAAGUCGGACACCUAACCGACUGAGCCACCCAGGCGCUCCAGCUGCCCAGUGGUAAUGAAGGUGUAGGGUAACACCAAGCUUUUUGUCUUUACCAUUAUGAUUUAAAAAUAGGAUCCUACUGCUCUAAAAUGUUUUUUUCCCCUCUCUUCUGAACUGCCAUAUAUAUAUAUAUAUAUAUAUAUAUUUUUUUUUUGCUUGUUACUUUGCUUGAAACGUGAAAACAUAAAAAGUUUUAGGGUUUCAGUAAUUUUUAGGUUGAAGGCUUAUUACAACAGGAAGGAACGAACGGUUGAAGGGAAGAACUAUACACAUAGCAUCCAAGGCUUUUGUCGUUGCCUAGUUGAAGAUCUGAAAAGGGGGAGGGCCCUAGAUUUAGCAGGGCUAGUUGUGGGAAGCCUAAGUCCAGCCCCAGCUCCCUCACACUAGGUGACUAGAAGCAAGCCUUCCCUGAGCCACAGGCUGUUUUUGCCUCACCCAGGUGUCACGUUCCUAACUGCUGAAUACGAUUGCCAUGAGGAUUGGGAAAAAUAAUAUCCACAGACCUCAAGAUCCUCAAACCACUGUUGAUGCAAAGGGUACUUUUAUAGGAUUAUUCUUUUCAGAUGAUUGUAAUAGAAGACCUCAUCAAUGAAAGGACAUUUUUAUUUGUAAAUGUUUAGGUAGUUGUUGAUUUAUUGUAAGACAGUGUCUUUGAUCAGGACCACUACUGACCAUGAGAUAAAAAAACAGGUUUUAAAUUUUGUUAAGUAAUUUCACUUUUAAAGGUGUUACACUAUGCCCCAGUGAGCCAGGCCAAGUAACACUUUAACUUCCUGGUGCCAUUUACAGUAUUUAUUUAGAAAGGAAACAAAAUGCGAGGUCAUUUAUUUUGUAGGUGUCCAUGCCCUUUCUGCCUUUCUUGUCCUCAUAGAGAAAGGCCUUUUCUAAGCCCUUUAUUUGGUUACCUGGAAAUUAGAGACUUAUUAAUUUAUGUUACUUAUUUUUUAUUUUUUUAUAGCAAAAUGCUCGUUUAGCGCACGCACACACACACACACACACACCAGAAGAGAAAAAUAAUUUUCUCUAGCAGGUGCUCACAGUACCAGCUGAUGGAAUCAAAACAUGUUUUGAGUACCUGAAAUGAAAGUUAUUGAAGAGUUCAUUUUAUCAAACCGUGUAAGAAUCCCCACGGUAUUAUGGUGAAAAUGCACUGCAUCCUCGUUUGUCCCCCUGUGUCUUCAGUGGUCACCCUAAAGACUAUAUAAUCCACUCUCUUAGCGCAUAGCGGGCCCCUGCUCAGCAGUGCACCAAGCUGCAAACAAAGUCCACAUAAUCCACGGGUCAUGUGCUCUGGGAGACAGUACAGCCCUCCCCUCCCCUCAUUCAUGGACAGUCUUGACUGAUGAAUCUAUGGAGCAGGGUCAGGUGCUGGGGCCACUGAUGUUAGUCAUCUGUGUCUAGUGCAUGGCUGGGAGGCAGGCCGAGGGCUGAGUGGUGCCCCUGGGUGCAUCAGCGAGAGCAGUUACACGGAGUCUAGUUACAGAAGUGUGGCUCCCCUGAUGAAAUCCCAUCUCAUGACGCAAGUUAAAAGAACGAAACACGCCGCCUAAAGGAGAAAUUGCAAGAUCCCCCACAUUCUAUAAAAAUACAUGGUUACUACACUCACUGAGGAAGAGGCCUGGGGUCUGGAAGCAGAUCUUUCUCAUUUUGGGUGGAGUCUCUUAGGAAGUCAUUCUGUGCACAACACAUGAGCAAAGAGGAAGAAGGGAGUGAGAUAUUUUUCUAAAGGAACGAUCGUCUUGUUGGAUUUCUGCUUUGGGGUGUUCGAUGGUGAUCACUCAUCAGGGCCCAGAGCACAGGAAGCUGAUAGCAUAUGAUCAUGUGUUCCAAGAGAAGAUAUAAUUAAAUAAUUCUUGAACAUGACCAAAAAUUGAAUCUCUUAAGAGACAGAUUCAAUAAGCAGUCUCUUUCGCUAACAUCGAUGUCUUAGUUAUUGGAUUGCCUGCCCAUUAGCCAUUUCUUCUGGAAACUCGCCCCCAUGCCUGACUGCAGCUGUGUCCCCGCCCUGUCCUGUUCCCUGCCCAGUCGUGAGCACAUGAGCACUCAGCCUAAGCUCCACUGCACCUCCCUUCCUUGGAGGGUUUGGAAUCGCCACCCAGGGUAGCCUGUCUGGCUGCCCUGCUGCACGGGGGACUUGUAUACUCAGGAGCUGUUGUUCUUUGCCCUUUUUGCCACAUGGUUUGGGAAGCAGAGAGACCCCCUCAGAAGGCAGAGAGUGGCCAGAAGUGGAACUCAGAAAAGAGCCAUCUUCAGGGGCUGUGGAAGGUUAGCCCGUUGAUCCGAGUGCGUCCUCCUGUGUCGUUCUGGAAGGCAUGGUUACCCUGGGAGCAGUUCCUGGAGCAGAGGUGUUCAGCAAGAAGCUGGAUUCCCCCCAGGGAGAAGGUGACAUAACUUAGAUGAUUGUGCGGGUGCUUCCGACCCUGAAAUCCCAUGGUUCCCUAAAGGCACAAGUUAGGUAUCACUCCUAGUACUUACUGUAAUUUAGAAGCUAGAUUUUAUAAAUCCUUCUGCUUAUAGUUGACCAGGUAUAUUGUUUCCCCCUUUUUAAUAUUUAUUCAUUCUGAGAGAGAGAGAGAGAAAGAGAGAAUCUCAAGUAGGCUCUGCCCUGCCAGUCCAGAGCCCAUCAUGGGGCUUGAACUCACGAACUAUGAGAUCAUGACCUGAGCUGAAAGCAAGAGUCAGACGCUUAACUGACUGAGCCACACAGGUGCCCCUCAGUUUCCUUUUUAAAUCUUAUGUUUUGAAAGUAAUGCAUAAUCAUAAUUUUAAAGCCCAAUAUUCCUUUAAGACAGAGUAACAGGUCACUGCCCUUUUCUAGUUUCCUGGAAUCAGUGACUCAAUAUUCGAGCCCUUUCUUCUGCUAGUCACCUCUACCUUUCUACAUAAUGUGUUUUUCAGUUUUAUUGACUCCCUACUUUGUAACACGAUUGUUUUUUUAAAAACUUUUAUCUUUAUUUAUUCUUGAGAGAGAAACAGAGUGUGAACAGGGGAGGAGCAGAGGGAGAGGGAGACACAGAAUCCGAAGCAGGCUCCAGGCUGUGAGCCAUCAGCCCAGAGCCCGACGCAGGGCUCGAACUCACGAACGGCGAGAUCACGACCUGAGCCAAAGUCGGACGCUCAGCUGACUGAGACCCUGGCGCCCCAUCAUAUGAGUGUUUUUACACCCACCAUACACUCUGUUCCUCCAACCCCCUAAUGUAGUUUUACGUCACAACUUUUGGUUAAAUUCUUUAAUGUGUCCACAGAUAAGCAGGUAGUGCGCCAUAAUUAUGUUCCCUUAAAUAUAACAGAGUUGAUAAUUGCGUCACUUUUUUUUCGCUUCGUUUUCCCUGUACCUGUUACUGGUUCUUGAAUGUGCUGUGCUGAAGCACAUCCGACGACCCGUCAGUGUUGUGCCUGGUUGUUUUCCAUGCAGAGGUUGGGCCCAGAAUGGGAGCUGUCCUAGGUCAGUUUGGGCAGGGUCGCUCUCGAAAUACACGACACGCUUCUCAUCCUCGUUUCCAACCUCUUGAGGAUUUGCUCUGCUUUGUUCCCUAUACCUUGUCUUAAUCUGC